This is a messenger RNA of Pseudo-nitzschia multistriata, 2945 nucleotides long. The record is from the annotation of a GenBank genome assembly. Lineage: Eukaryota; Bacillariophyta; Bacillariophyceae; Bacillariales; Bacillariaceae.
CCGUGGUUCAGUAGCAAGAGGGCUGUCGAUGGCCUUUGGUCUCACAUCAACAGUGUUGUACAAGUGGAUCAAGUUUUCCAGGUGUGUCCUCCUCUAUGUCUUGCAAGACAAUCCAGAUGCAAGGAUCCAGGCUCCUGCCAGAGAGGAUAUAGAUGCUUAUGUUGCUGCAAUUGGGGAGAAAUACCCUCUACUUGGAGAGCAAAGGGUGUGGGGAGCUGCAGAUGGCCUCAAGCUUGGACUGCAGACCUCAGGCAACUGGGCAGUACAGAACAUGUACUACAACGGAUGGACAUCUGAUACGUACGUCAACAGUCUCUUUGUCUUUGCUCCUGAUGGCAAAAUUAGAUCAACAACAUUCAACUGUCCUGGGUCUUGGCAUGACAGCACCAUGUCAGAGUAUGGAGUCUACAGGAAGAUGGAGGACAUGUACAUCUUGUAUGAUGCUAAAGUAGUGGUUGAUUCAGCAUUCCAAAUGGCCGACAGACCAUACCUUGUAAGGAGUUCACAACAGGAUCCCGACCUUCACGCUGUAGGUCNUGUGGUUGUUCUUGUUCGUUGUUCUUGCUAUUCAAGGAAAAGAAGAAGAAGAACAAGGAUGAUGAGAAGAAGACAGCACCUACUACUAGUAGUAACUACGGCAAACUUCAUUUUGACGUUGAAAAGCUUCGCAUUCCAUGGACAAUUGUGCCAUCAAAUAUCAUGGGAGGACUUGCAUAGUACUUCUUUGAAAGAAGCAAAGGCAGCUACAUGGAGAUUAUUGCUGACACUGUCUACUGACUGGUUACUUUUUUCCUUGGGAUGAAAAUAUAUUGUCUCCCAAGCAUUGGGUCUGGUAGAAGGUGUACUUGCUGAAUAUCCCACCAAGCAUCAUGUUCAGAGGGCAUAGGGUUGUUGUGCUUCUGUGUCUAUCAAUCACAAUACCAUCCAUAUAAAAAAUUAUUGGAACUACUAGCAUCUCCUCGUUAUUUGGGACAUACUUUUCCUUCAUGUUUCCAACCACCAUUGGCCAUGAUGUAGUUUGCAAAUGAGUGUGUCCUGAACUGAUUCCACUUCUUGGUGCGGAUCUGGUGUGAUUACUAGUACUACUAGUAGUAGUAGUACUAGUAGCCUAGUACUAGUAGCUACUACUAGUAAUACUACUACCACUAUUGGUUAAGCAAAAUUAUCUACUAACAUCCUCCUUCUUGUCCUUAGUGAGUUUGUAAAGAGAAGAGCUGAAUUCAUCGACACCAUCCCCACAAAGAGAGUAAUAGUCAAAACAUAUAUGGCUCUUGGCAAGGUGUAAUACAGAAUACAGUACAGUACGUGAUAUCGUUAGUAUUACAGUACUAGGUAUGAUAGGUACGUACCAAACAUCGGUAGUACUCGUACAUGCGCCAGAGACAGGAGAGGUCGAAGCAUCAUGAUACUGUACCUACGAAGCAUUAUUUUUACCGCUCGUACGUCGUUCACACGAUGGUUUUGAAUGCCGAGAUUGAAAAUGAUUUUCGGAAACACUGAAAACAUGACAACAACAGAUCACCUCGAGUGGCCCUCUCAGAAGUAAUAAUCUGUAUUCUGUAUUGUUUUCAUCCAGCAAAAGUAGACGAUUAGCCAUAAUAUUCUAACACAAAAUGCAAGCCGAUUGGGAAGAACAGCAGCAAGAAAAUGAGCCAGAGGCACAGCACCAGGGCCUCGAGGAUGAAGAUGAUGACGAGGAGGACAUUCUCGAUAUGGGAGAAGACGAACCUACCAACGAUAAGGAGUCUUUGCUAAUGAGAUUCUGCCCUCAUGAUUCGUCCAUGCUCUACCCACAUGUAAGUAUCAAAAUAUCUCUUUGAUAGCGAGUCCUGCGUGAAGGAUGUCUUUGAUUAGAUUWGGUCGUGGUCAGGUAUAGUUUCAUUCUCAAACAAAUGCAAAUCCAAUGCCUGCUGUUGCGCUUCACCCCAUUCCCACUCUGGAUUGGAAGGAGGACAAACGGAAUCGAAGACUGCUCUACGCUUGCCGACUCUGUCGAUACACGGAGACAGCUGUCGAUCAACCCCUGAUUUAUCGUUACGAUUUGAAAAAGGAAGUCGGAAACAUCCUAAAUACCGUUCCCGGUUCCGUUAGCGACGACCCAACCUUAGCACGGUCGCAAAAUGCCCACUGCGCCAACUGCGGACACAAUGAAGCCGUCUUUUUUAUGAGUGAUUCCACGCAAAGUGAUAGUUUGGCUUUGAUUUUUGUUUGCUGCAAUUGCGAUCACAAGUGGGUCAACUAGAACGUGAAAUGUUGAAUUUCCUCGGCUCAAUCGAAAUGGAUCAAAAAGUGUGAAAUCAUUAGAAAGAUAGACGGGGAGAAAGCAGAAAGGAAUAAGUCAAAAAUGACGAUCGUAUUKGGAACUGAAUAGAAGAAUGGUUACAUUGCGGUUUGAUGGAUUCGAAAAUGGUGGAAUGCAUGCGUGUGGAACUCUCGACGGAAAGUUUUGUCGUAAAACAUUGAUCAAGUUAAGCACCCAUGCGGUCUAAUCCAUUGAUGAUCUCAGCAAAAAACGAAAGAAGCACGCGGGGAUGCUUCGUAUUGCUCCGGAAGGGAGUCUUUAGAGGCAACACGUAUAGUCAAAUAUUCUCGAGGGAAAAUUGUUAUCAGCCUUAUCACAAAUCACGUUACUAUCAAGGAUUGAUUGUACGUCUCACACACAACUUGUGGACUCCGUCUUGUUAAGCUGAAAAAAUUAGUGGAAGUACAAAAGUAAGGCGAUUUAUCUUUCAAACUAUUCAUUACACUUUAUGUCCUAAAAUCACAAGAAGUUUUCGGUUGUAUUGCUCUGUUGCAACGAUAAAAAAAAUGUGCCAGUACCAUGAAUUCAUUGGCAGAUAGAUGGUAUGCACCAUGCAAAUGAUCGCUGAGUACGAUUAGGAUAAUGUCGUCACGGAAGAGCACUCCGAAAUUGUCCUUUUCCCUUCCUGCUCAAUUUACACGUC